AUGCUUUCACCCCCUCAUCUGCAAUUACCAACGAACACAAAAGCAGCACUGAUGCAUACGAAUACGAAUGCUGAUUCAGAAUCAGCCGAUAAGUUAUCAAGAACUAUGCAUCUUCUGGGCAGCCGAACAACCAUAAUUUGUGAACCAACUGUGAGCGGAGAAGCAACGGACACUUUGAAUGCGAACAGCUCGCUGAAGAGCCCGCCAUUGAUUUGUGAACAAGGACCCAGCACUCCGUCGUCACCGACAAGUCCUGUCAGUUCACGUCUUCGACGUCCUAGCCCUCUGACUGCGGAUGCAAUGGAGAGGAUUAAUAUGGUAAGCUUUCUCGACCUCUUAACACUAACGGCUGCUUAUCCGGCAGCAAUGGGUUUCAGCAAGUUAUCACCACUUAGUCCUCAUACUACUAGUGAUCUCGGCUCAAGUCCACGCAGUUCAGUGAGUCUUGCACCAAGUAGUCUUGGUCCAUGUUGGACUGGCUUCAGAGACAGUAAAAAAUCCAGUGUUGAAUGCGAUAGUGAUUCGGAUAUUUAUGGCAAAGAUCUCCUUUCCCCUUGUAUGAUAUAUUCGCCAGCACCGUUUAGUCCGUUCAGUGAUUGUACUGAGCCUCCCGAAACACCUUACUCGGCAUUCGGUAUGGGUCAUUCACCAGCAAUGUCACCGCUCUUACCGAUGAAAUCACUUCACUUCAGUUUCGAUCCAAUUCGUAGUGCCAGUUCACUGUCUGGCCGAACUGAAAACAGUCAACAUCAGUUGCUUGUUCCCGGUUCCCGUUUGGACUCUGAAACAAGAGAAAGAAGCCGUUCCGAUGGUGAAAUGGCUGCGAAAAGUGCCGAUGAAGAAAUGGAUACGAGCAUAGGGCAUUCAACUGUUUCAGUUCCCGCUACCACAAGUCGAGUGAUUUCUUCAACCGGGCAAUAUAAAAAACGUCUUCUUCAGAAGUAUGAAAAAGAGCAGGAAGGUCGAAAAUUGUUCAAAAGUCAAGAACAAGAAUCGACACCACCUGAAAUAGGCGAAGUAAAUUCUUCGCCUGGAACUGAGGGCUCUGAAUCCGAAGAUUUGGAGUUGCACAGUGUUAGCCGGCCACUGUCAAGACAACCAACAAACGAAGAAACUCCAUCGUCACCAUUACCCGAUGCGAAAGCGAAACAACUUUCUGAAGCAGUUUCUGAAGCACUUGGUAAUCAGAAUCAAUUCAACGCUUGGAUGCAGCAACAACUGAUAGCCUGGCAGAAUCACUGGUACAGAAGUUCGAGAAUGCUUCCAACUGCUGGCGUUCAAUUGGCUACGCCACAUGGACUCAUAGGCGUUCAUACGCCGAAUCCUCAGCUGUUAAUUCCUCCAUGUGAACAUUUAUCGCGUGGGUUGGUUCGAAAUACUGGUUCACCUGAAUUGGAUGGUAAAAUUGGACCUAUUAAGAAUGCGACAAUGUGGCGAAGAAGUCGCUCCGAAUCAGAUGUAUCAGCUGGUAAUUACGUAUGUCAGCAUUGUGGACAGGCGUUUGCAUUGCACGAUCGACUCGCGAAACAUAUUGCAUCACGUCACCGAGAUCGUUCUGCUUCAAUAAUUGAAGAGGACGGACCAUCAAAAAGCCAUAAAUGUACCAUUUGCAAUAAAGCGUUCGGAAGGAGUGACAUGCUGACGAGGCAUAUGCGUCUUCAUACUGGCAUUAAACCUUAUGGAUGUCAUAUUUGCGGACAAGUGUUCUCACGAAGUGAUCACCUAAGCACACAUCAACGAACUCACACUGGUGAAAAACCGUAUCAAUGCCCACAAUGCAACUAUGCAGCCGUCAGUUUUAAAUAUAAGCUCAUGUGCCUUAUUUUAAGUCGUCGUGAUAUGAUAACACGACAUAUGAGGACACACGUACGGCCAUCUGCGUCACCAGAUUUUAAUGCUCUCGCUAUUGGUCGCCUGACCUUAAGUCAAGGUGCCUCACCGAUCUCUCCGAAUGGAUGUGAAUUAACACAUGAAAAUGUUGGAUUGGGACCGCCACCCACUCUCGGCCCUACGGGAAGUCCGGGUGGCUCACAGCGAUCGCUGGCAAAGAAUCCGUUGUUGGCAAGCACGAUUGGAUGUAGUUUCGAUGGUGGGGGUAUGCAUAAAACUUCAAAUUACAUUCUACACGCUGUAUCUUCAGGCCCAGUGAACAGUUCUGAUGGGUUAAGCAAUCCACACGGUUCUGAUGCCAUUCUAAUCGGCUCAGGUUUGCGACCAAGUGCAUUUACUGCUCGUCGUCAACUUACAGCAUCCGUUUCGGUAACCACACCCGCAAUUACUUCAGGCAAUCGCCUCCUUCUGCCUUCUAGUUUUUCUCAAUCUCUGUCUUCACCCUCAUCGCCCAUUCUUAGUCGACAGGCAAGCAUCGGUGGUUUUUGCUCACAAAAUAACCUUUAA
Molecule: messenger RNA, 2397 nt
Organism: Anisakis simplex (herring worm)
Lineage: Eukaryota; Metazoa; Nematoda; Chromadorea; Rhabditida; Anisakidae
Source: the annotation of a GenBank genome assembly